Molecule: messenger RNA, 1000 nt
Organism: Ciona intestinalis (vase tunicate)
Lineage: Eukaryota; Metazoa; Chordata; Ascidiacea; Phlebobranchia; Cionidae
Source: RefSeq, a predicted model, not a curated record
CUAACCCCCCGACCCUCCAUACAGAGACGGCAUCCGCCUUACACGAGUGGUUGAGAUAUUAUGCAACACCCGGUCUCUCUCAUCUACUUUAAGAGUUCCCCCCAAUGAUAUUCUACAGAAGCGACAUAAUGCAUCUGUGGCGAUAGAGUCGUUAAAAUCGUUCGGAAUUUCCACGAACGACGAUCGGAACCAACCAAUCACGUCGCACGAUAUAGUGAAGGGACAUCGGGAGAAAACUUUAUGUUUGGUUUGGAAUAUUGCUUCCUAUUUUCAGAUCGUAUCAGCGAUAAACGAGGGGAAACUCCGAGACGAGAUUCGGUUCCUUGAUCGAAGUUUGAAGUUGAAACAUAAGUUGGAUGGAACGAAGGUUAAACAUGAGAAUGUAGCACCUGCAGGGGAAUCCCCACAAACAAGAAUGGAUAUUAUAGCUGACCUUUUAUUACAAUGGUGCAGGAAAGUUUGUUCGUUCCACGAGUUAAAAGUCGAUAAUUUCUCGGGAUCCUUCACGGAUGGUCGAGUUCUAUCACGGUUGAUCGCACACUACCAACCUUCCAUUGUUAGAAGGGACGAUGUUUGUGAUGUCACUACCACCAACUAUGAUGCAUCACAAGAUACGCAUUCAUACGAACAACUUGUACAAAAUGAAAAGAGUAACUUCUCGUUGGUGAAGCAGGCAUGUUAUCAACUUGGGGGAAUCCCCGGUAUACUUAGAAUAGAUGACAUGUGUGGGACGAUACCGGACGCAAAAGUUGUGAAACUUAUCGUGGCUUACUUGUUUACGAGGUUGUCCGAUACUAAGAGUGAAGACAGGUGAGUUCGGUUGAUUGUGUUGAUAUGAUUGGACUAAUUUGUUUGUAUGUGGAGUUUAUUCUUGUGUGCGAAACGCCCCUUUUUAUUUGCCUUCUUCUACCGUUCUUUUUCGUGUUUCCCAUGUGUUCAAAACUGAAUCAUUACAAUAUAUACAACCAGCAAUAAGCAUCGUCGCUACAAUAUGUACUGA